This is a messenger RNA of Saccoglossus kowalevskii, 3312 nucleotides long. RefSeq names its product putative ATP-dependent RNA helicase DDX23. The record is from RefSeq and is a predicted model, not a curated record. NCBI's taxonomy places the organism in Eukaryota, Metazoa, Hemichordata, Enteropneusta, Harrimaniidae. Gene Ontology annotation, molecular function: RNA helicase activity; nucleic acid binding; ATP binding.
CGAUCGCAGACCCUACGACAGAAUUAUAAGCGCUUGUGGUGUAAAUAUUGUAGUGUAACUGUGAAUUUCUCCAAGCGUGUAGAGUUUAUUUCGUAUAUUUGUUGAAAUAAUAGACCAUCAGAGUUUUGCUGACUAUACAGCUACAGUAUAAAUAUAAUUUAUUCUACACUUUAAAGUUGUAAUUGUACAAUGAACUCGGCCUAGUGGAUGACAGCGACCAUCAACACGACUUGAUUCAGCAUGGAUUUACAGUUCAGAUCUAGGGAUAGAGACAGGAUAAGGGAAAGGGACCGUGGCUCUGAUAGGAAUUGGGACCGUGACCGCAGAGACAAGGAUCGGGACAGGUUUAGGGACAGAGAUCAUGACAGAGACAGAAGGGACAGAGACAGGAGAGAUAGAGAUAGGGACAGAGGGCGACAGAGGUCAAGAUCGCCCCACAGAUCAUCAAGAGACUCUCGGAGUGCAAAAGUAGUGAAAGAGGAGGAUGAUGAAGACAAGGAAAAGAAAGAGCCACUGUCUUUGGAUGAAGUUAUUGCGAGGAAAAAAGCAGAACAGGAAGCUAUGUCAAAGCCCAAGUUUCUGACUAAAGAAGAGAGGGCCAAACUUGCUUUAGCUAAAAGACAAAAAGAUGUGGAAGAGCAAAGAAGAAAAUCAGAUAUUGAUAGAAAAAAACAAAUGGAUUUUCAGAAACAGGCUCAGAUGUCAUACGAAGAUCCUUAUGAACGGGAACGGCGUGAAAGGAGAGAAAAAAGAGAAAGAGAGCGUGAACGAGAUAUGGAUGAGGAUGAAAGAGAAAAGGCCAAACAGGAAAGAGAUGGGGAGAAAGAAUUACAGUCUAUCAAAGAUCGUUAUCUAGGGAUGGUGAAGAAGAAGAAAAGAAUAAGACGUCUCAAUGAUCGUAAAUUUGUUUUUGAUUGGGAUCCCACAGAAGACACAUCACAGGACUACAAUCCAUUGUACAAAGAAAAACACCAGAUACAGUUGUAUGGGCGUGGGCACAUUGCUGGUAUUGAUCUGAAAGCACAGAAAAAAGACAAGUGCAAAUUUUAUGGAGAGUUAUUGGAAGAGAGAAGAACUAUACAAGAGAAAGAACAGGAAUUGACAAGACAAAAGAAAGAGAAACAGAAGGAGGCUAAACAGAGGUGGGAUGACAGACAUUGGUCACAGAAAACCAUUGAAGAAAUGCAAGAACGUGAUUGGCGUAUUUUUCGUGAAGAUUACAACAUUGCUACAAAGGGUGGCCGUAUACCCUUACCUAUUCGUAGUUGGACGGAAGCUGGAUUGCCUGACUACAUUAUUGAUGUUAUUGAUUCUAUGGGUUAUAAGGAACCCACUCCUAUUCAGCGACAGGCAAUCCCUAUUGGUUUACAGAACCGUGAUGUUAUCGGUGUAGCUGAGACUGGUAGCGGUAAAACUGCAGCUUUCCUAAUACCUCUAUUAGUGUGGAUCUCAUCACUGCCAAAAAUAGCUAGACAAGAAGAUGUUGAUCAAGGGCCAUAUGCAGUUAUUCUUGCUCCCACCCGUGAAUUGGCUCAACAGAUUGAAGCUGAAACAAUUAACUUUGGAAAACCACUUGGUAUUCGUACCGUGUCCAUUAUUGGUGGUAUCUCUCGUGAAGAUCAAGGAUUCAAACUACGUAUGGGUUGUGAAAUUGUAAUAGCUACUCCAGGUAGAUUGAUUGAUGUCUUGGAGAAUCGUUAUCUUGUUCUUAAUCAGUGUACGUAUGUAGUACUUGAUGAGGCUGAUCGUAUGAUUGACAUGGGUUUUGAACCUGAUGUACAACAUAUUUUGGAGUAUCUUCCUGUUAGCAACCAAAAACCUGACACUGAUGAUGCUGAGGAUCAUGAUAAACUGUUAGCGAACUUUGCGUCCAAACACAAAUACAGACAAACUGUCAUGUUUACAGCCACCAUGCCCCCACCUGUUGAAAGAAUAGCUCGUAAUUAUCUGCGAAGACCAGCCGUAGUACAUAUUGGCUCAGUUGGUAAACCGGUUGACAGAGUGGAACAAGUUGUUUACAUGGUUAAACAACAGGAGAAAAGGCAAAAGCUUGUUCAUUUGCUGGAGGCUGGAUUUGAACCUCCAGUUAUGACGUUUGUUAAUCAAAAGAAAGGAUGUGACGUGUUGGCAAAAUCACUGGAAAAGAUGGGAUAUAAUGCAACAACCUUGCAUGGUGGUAAGAGUCAAGAGCAGAGAGAGUUUGCAUUGGCCAGUCUUAAAAACGGUGAUAAGGAUAUUCUAGUUUGUACUGACGUCGCUGGGCGUGGUAUUGAUAUCAAAGAUGUUUCCAUGGUGAUCAAUUAUGAUAUGGCUAAAAACAUAGAAGAUUAUACCCAUCGUAUUGGUCGUACUGGUCGUGCUGGAAAAACUGGACUUGCUGUGUCUCUAGUGACACCUGAUGACAAAAUGGUGAUGUAUGAUUUGAAACAUUGUCUGCUUGCUAGUCCCGCAUCAACGUGCCCACCAGAGUUAGCCAAUCACCCUGAUGCCCAGCAUAAACCAGGAACAGUUAUGUCUAAAAAGAGAAAAGAAGAAACUCUUUAUGUGAAUUGAAAUGCAUGCUGACAAUGUAUGGUAUGAAGUAUAAUCUAUAUUGGGUAUGUAACGUACCAUGCCAGCGUGUGGACUGACUUUAGCUUGUUUGCGGAUAUACGCAAGUAUGACUAUCAGGGUUCUGCAACUAGCUUAAGAGAAUGCAGUAUAAAUGCAUUUAUAUGUAUUUGUGUAUGCUGAUCCAUUGUUUGCAUUUAUAGAUCAUUUAUCAAAGCAAACGUCUAUAUUGGGGCAUUCUGGCGUCGCUGCUGUAAGGUGCUCUGGAAAAUCAAAACGUACACGCAGCAAUCGUAAUGUCUUUGAUUAGGGGAGAGGUGGUCAAGGUGAUUUCAAUUACUAUUUUAGUUAUUUAGUUUGUUACAUCAGUUUUGCACUUGCAAAUUUUUGUUUAUAGAGGGAGGUGUAUGUUUAAAGAUAUUAUGUUUGCCGUGUACAUGUUUUAUUUAUCCACACUCCCUAAGAUAUACCUUUUGGCAGUAUCAACUUUUGAGAAUUUGUGUACAAUGUACACUUGUUUAAUAUAGAGUACACAAAGUUGUAUCGUUCAUAUUGUCUGUGAAAUGGCAAUUCAGUCAAAUGUUUAGGCGAGUAGAAAUGUUCUUUAACGAUUCUCUGUAUACAAAAACUUGUAUAAUAGAAUAGUUUGAAAACAAAUACUAGAUGUAAACAUUUUAUAAAAUGAAUACAAGUUUUUAUAAAUUCAUAGGCUUGUCAAAAUACCGAUUGAAGCCAUCUGUGAUAUUAAGUUCACUUCUAGAA